AUGGACGCUUUGGAAUCCUUGGACCUACCAAAUCCGCCCGAAAGUGCUUCUGAAUCUGGUGCAGCAGAUACUAAUCAAUCCGAGAAGCGAAAGCGAGAGGAUCCGGACCUAGAGCUGGAGCAAAAUGCGCCUCAGCAGCAGCACCCGCUGUGGAAAACGAGUCUCUGCUCAUACUUUCGGAGUUCUAACGGGUCGUGCAGCCACGGGGAUUCGUGCCGCUACGCCCAUGGAGAGGAGGAGCUCAGGCCCAGACCCGACAACACCUGGGACCCGACAUCCGAACGGGCAAAGAAGAUGGCGAAGAAAGAGCCCGACAGUGCAAAUUUAAUGGAGGCGGAGUGUGGCGUUAUGAUGACGGAUGCAGUUGUGAUGGCGCCGGAGGGGGAUGAUGCUUGUUCCUCUGGGUUGUCCAAGUGCUUGGUGAAUUUACCCAUGAAGUGGGGUGCGGACAAGUUGAGGAAUUUUCUUAAUGAGCAGGGAAUUCUGUUUGAAUCAGCCAAGAAAAAGCUAGGGAUGGUUGUUGGAUUUGUUACAUUUGAAAGUGCAGCACAAGUCAAAACUGCUGUAGAGGAGUUGGAUGGGAAGUCUGUUGGAAAUAAUAGAACUAUAAGGGUUACUGAUGUCAUUUCACGCUCAUUUGGGAAGAAAAAUGAAGCGGCUGAGUUGAACAAUGAUCAGGGUGACGAUUCAAAUGAUGUCAGUUUAGCUGUUGAUGGUACGGCCUCAAAAGGUAGAAGUGUCCGUAAUGUGGUGACUCCUCUUGCUCACAUGGCCUAUGCUGAUCAGCUAGAGCACAAGAAGAAUUCUCUAAUGCAAACUCUCAAAAGAUUAACUCGAAAUGCGCGUAAAGCUUGUCCUAAUGGAGUCUCACUUCCAGAAUGGAUUCUCAAAUCUAGAGAAAUAGGUGGUCUUCCAUGCAAGUUAGAAGGUAUACUUGAAUCACCACUUGUUGAUGGAUACCGAAACAAGUGUGAGUUCUCUGUUGGAUAUUCUUUGCAAGGCAGACCUACUGUGGGCUUUUUACUUGGGAAUUUCAGGGAAGGUGUGACUGCUAUCGAGGAGCCUGUAGACUGCCCAAAUGUUUCUAGAAUUUCUUGCAAAUAUGCUGCUAUCUUUCAAGAAUUUCUACAGCAGUCAGGGAUGCCUAUAUGGAACAGAUUGAAUAAUACUGGAUUCUGGCGUCAACUUACGGUUCGUGAAGGCAGAAUACCAAACAAAGUUGCUGACGUUGACAAUGCUGAGACUAGCAUUUCAGAGGUCAUGCUCAUGGUUCAGGUUUGCACAAAGGGAUUUGAUGAUGGACUAGUAAAAGGUGAAUUUGAACGGAUGGCUCAAGCAUUUACAAUGGGAGCUGCUGGGGAAUCUCCUCCAUUGCCUCUGACAGCACUGGUAAUUCAGGAUCAUACAGGAAUAUCAAAUGUUGCAUCACCUGAUGCUCCUUUACUAUCUGUAUCCAUUAGCAAUAAAGAAAUUGAUUCUGGGCUGCUGACAGCUGGUGAUGUCGUGGAACCCAGAAUUCAUGAUUACUUAAGCAAUCUUCGAUUUUCUAUAUCUCCGACAGCCUUCUUUCAGGUUAACACCCUUGCAGCUGAGAAAUUGUACUCCCUCGCUGGGGACUGGGCAGGCCUGGGCCCUGACACGCUACUUUUUGAUGUUUGCUGUGGAACUGGAACAAUUGGCCUGACUUUGGCUCAUCUUGUUGGAAUGGUUGUUGGCAUCGAAAUGAAUGCUUCUGCAAUUUCAGAUGCUCAAAGAAAUGCAGAUAUGAAUGGCAUUGUGAACUGCAGAUUUGUCUGUGGAAAGGCAGAGGAUGUUAUGGGUUCUCUAUUGAAAGAGUACCUAUCUUUACCUCAGAAACAAGACGAAAUUUCUGAUACAUUUCAAGGGAGUGAAGAUGAAAUGAAAUCUGCUGAAGAAACGAUAGAUUCUGAAGACUCUGUGCUUGGACCUGAAGGUACCUCUUGCCUAGAGCAUGAAAAUGGCAAUAGUCCAAAUGAAAGCCAAAUUCAGAAGAAUAGCACGUCACAAAAUAGAAAUACCAUAAUGCAUCAAUUUAAAAAUGUCGUUGCUAUAGUGGAUCCUCCACGUGUUGGACUUCAUCCCACUGUGAUCAAGGUUCUAAGGACUCAUUCUCGUUUGAAGAGGCUUGUCUACAUUUCCUGUAAUCCUGAAAGUUUGGUGGCAAACGCUAUUGAGCUCUGCACUCCAUCAGCUGAUAAAACUGAGAAAGGGAAUAAUAAAAACAACAGGGGAUGGAGAAACAUGAGUUCAGCUGGUCUGGCUCGACACAGAGCCAAGUCCAUGCCCAACUCUGAGCCUUUUAAACCUGUGAAGGCAAUGGCCGUUGAUCUGUUUCCUCACACUUCACACUGUGAGCUGGUGAUGCUCCUUGAGAGGAAUAACAUUACUGAAUGGAAACAGAAUGAUGCUUGGAUUGGUUAUAAUUCGACUACCAAAAAUCUUAGUGUGAUCCUCACUGGUUAUAUGAGUAAUCAGAAACGAAAAUCUCGGCUUGAUUAUAAGGUAGAUUUGAGAGAUUACUCACCUGAGUUGGUGAGCUUUGGUUUCUCAGCAGCUAUAGGGGAGUGCUUUGAGAAAAAUAAUGUUAAUUCAGCAGUGAACAAUGUGGGUAAGAAGACGAAGAUGGGAUUAGUAAUUGGAUUAAUUGUUGGUCUGUCUGUUUUGAUCCUCGGUUUGGUUCUCAUCGGAAAUAGUUUAUGGAGGAAAAGAAAUAGGGAGGGUGAAAAAGAUGAAGUUUCGUUUGAUACAACAAUGGACAUAUUUGAAAUGGGAUGUGGGCCUAAGAAAUUGUCAAAUGGAGAAUUGGUCCGUGUGACGGAUAAAUUUGCAGACGAGAAAAAGCUUGGAGAAGGAGGAUUUGGUGGGGUUUAUCAAGGACUUUUGAGAGAUUUAAAUUCAUACAUAGCAGUGAAGAGAGUGUCGAAGGAUUCCAAACAAGCAGACAAGGAGUGGAGGAGGCAAAGAGUAAUGAACUUAUUCGUCCCGACAAAGACAACAAACUUAGCCCGGACACAGCUGCCAGCCCUCUUUUUCAACUAUAUUUUCCAACAUUCCAGAGUGGUGCAGAAGUUGCAGAAUUUGAAUAUACUGCAGAGUAGAAGAGGAUUUAAAGAGUUGUGUAUAAAGAGGAUGGCUUGGAGUGUGGAGAAAUGUAAUGGGAAUGGUGUGGAGACUACUAGAAUGGGAUUGGUUCGCCCGGCAAUGGAGGGUAACGCUGAAGAGGCAAUUGAAGCUGUUAAGGCUGGAAAAGUUAUAGCUGUGCCAACUGAUACCCUCUAUGGCUUUGCUUGUGAUGCUUGCUCCAUGGAAGCAGUUAAACAGAUAUAUGAGAUCAAAGGCCGUAAAUAUACGAGCCCUCUUGCAAUUUGCGUAGGAGAUGUUCAGGACAUAGAACGGUUUGCUGUCACAGACUAUUUGCCUCACGGGUUGCUUGAUUCUCUUCUUCCAGGACCUGUGACAGUGGUGCUAAGACGAGGGGAGUCAAGUAUUCUUGAGAAAUCCUUAAACCCUGGACUAGACAGUAUAGGGGUUCGAGUGCCCGACUGUAGCUUCAUUAGGGCAAUUGCCCGUGGUUCUGGAAGUGCAUUGGCCCUUACUAGUGCAAACCUUAGUGGGCAGCCUAGCAGUGUAGAUAUCAAAGAUUUUGAGAACCUCUGGGAGCGCUGCACAUAUGUGUACAAUGGAGGUGUGCUUCCAUCUGGCCGUGCAGGAUCAACAGUAGUGGAUCUUACGAAGCUAGGGAAGUACAAGAUCCUAAGGCCCGGGAGUGCGAAGGAGGAGACGGUCGAAAUCCUUGAGCAGCAUGCUCUAGUUGAAGACUCAAGCACCUCUUCACAAGUCACCUAA
Fraxinus pennsylvanica is the source of this 3867-nucleotide messenger RNA. NCBI's taxonomy places the organism in Eukaryota, Viridiplantae, Streptophyta, Magnoliopsida, Lamiales, Oleaceae. The record is from the annotation of a GenBank genome assembly.